AUGGAAUGGUGUAACCAGAGCACUUCAAUCAAAUAUCUUUUCAAAUACAUUAGCAAAUGCUAUGACAGAAUAACAGCUUCGGUGUCAACCAACAACAAUGAACCGGUUGAUGAAAUAAAACAAUACUUAGAUUGCAGAUAUAUCUCACCAUGUGAAGCAUGCUGGAGAAUUUACUCCUUUCACAUUCAUGGUAGAAGACCGGCAGUUGAACGUAUGUUUUAUCACUUGGUAGGUGAAAAGGCUGUUUACUACACUGAUCACGAUCGAAUGGAAAAUGUUUUGGAGAGUGCAAGUGUUACUGAUUCCAUGUUUACUGGUUGGCUAUCUGCAAACUCAAAGUAUACUGAGGCACAGUCACUCACUUAUGGUCAAUUUGUAUCUAAGUUUGUUUACCACAAAAAAGAAAGGGAGUGGAGGCCCCGCAAAAAGGGAUUCACCAUUGGGAGAUUGAUAUGGGUUCCACCAACAACAGGUGAACUUUUUUACCUGCGGAUGAUGUUGACGGUAGUCAAGGGACCAAAAAGUUAUGAAGAAAUUCGCAAGGUCGGUAAUACCCAGUAUGAAACAUUUAGAGAUGCAUGCUUUGCCAUGGGAUUUCUGGAAGAUGACAAAGAAUAUAUUGGUGCACUUAAAGAGGCCAGUGAAUGGGGCUCUGGACAUUUUGUCCGAAAACUAUUUGUGGUGAUGCUAUUGUCAGGUGCUGUUAAUCGCCCAGCACACGUUUGGAAGGAAUCAUGGCAGCUGUUAUCUGAUGGUGUCCUACAUGCUCAAAGGCAAUUGGCUUUAAAUACAGGUAAUAGACUGAUAUAUGACGAACGCAAUUAUAACAUUGCCAAAACAAAGACAGAAUUCACAAAUCUCUUUCGUGGACUUACAGUUAUGCUAUUGAAGAAAACCAAUUUUGUGAAAGACCUUACUGAUAACCUUGACCCAGAUGAACAGACAGCUAUGUAUCAAAAAAUAAUGCGCGCAGUUGAGUCUCAGAAUGGUGCAGUCUUCUUCCUACAUGGUUACGGUGGAACCGGUAAGACAUAUAUGUGGAGAACACUGGCAGCAACAUUAAGGUCGAAGCAUGAUAUAUGUCUGACAGUCGCAACCAGUGGUAUAGCGUCAUUAUUGUUGCCAGGAGGUCGAACUGCACAUUCAAAAUUUAAGAUACCAGUGCCAACCCUGGAUAAUUCUACUUGCAAAAUUGAGUACAAUGAUGAUGUGGGAGACCUUCUUAGACAAACUAAACUAAUUAUUUGGGAUGAGGCUCCAAUGGCAUACAAGCAUACUUUUGAAGCACUUGAUAGAAUGCUCAGAGACGUAAUGUCUAAAUACGGUAACUCAAAGGAGAUGUUUGGUGGAAAAGUUGUUGUGUUUGGAGGUGAUUUCAGGCAUAUUUUACCUGUUGUCCCUCGAGGAAGCCGUUCGGAUAUUGUACAUUCUGCCAUAAAUGCGUCUUACAUAUGGAAUUCUGUUCAAGUGUUAACAUUAACCAAAAACAUGCGCCUGCAAUCUGGUCCGACCGAAGAUGAUAAAAAUGAAAUGCAACAGUUUUCUGAAUGGUUGUUAAGAAUUGGCGAAGGAAAAGUAUCUGAGCCCAAUGACGGUGUGACAGAUUUUGAAAUUCCACCUGACCUGUUGAUAACACAGUUCGAAGACCCGAUCGUCGCCAUUGUUGAUGCUACAUAUCCUGACUUUAUUCACAAUUUUCAUUCAAUCCAAUACCUUAAGGGUCGAGCAAUUCUGGCUUCAACAUUAGAAAUUGUGGAACAAAUAAACAAUCAUAUCCUGGACUUAAUCCCAGGAGACAUGCGGGAUUACUACAGCUCCAAUAUUGUUGAUAAGUCCGAAAUCAAUGACGACACAGUGGUAAAUAUCCUAACUCCAGAAUUUCUCAGUUCCCUCCGUACAUCUGGUUUGCCUACCCAUCAUUUAAAGUUAAAGGUUGGAACACCUAUUAUGCUCAUGAGGAAUAUUGACCAGUCAGAAGGACUAUGUAAUGGAACAAGGUUGAUAGUAACAAAAUUGGGGACACAUGUUAUUGAAGCUUCGAUAAUAGCUGGAAAGAACUGUGGCAAUCAGGUGUACAUCCCACGAAUGGAUAUGUCACCUUCCCAAUCCCCAUGGCCGUUCAAGCUCAACAGAAGACAGUUCCCCAUUAUAGUGUCAUAUGCCAUGACAAUUAACAAAUCCCAAGGACAGUCUUUGGAUACUGUUGGUCUAUACCUACCAAGGGAUGUUUUUACACAUGGACAAAUAUAUGUUGCACUAUCAAGAGUGACAACAAAACAAGGAAUCAAGAUAUUAAUACAUGAUCAACAUGUAAAAGUUAAAACAACAACUACAAAUGUAGUUUACAAGGAGAUCUUCGACAAUAUAUAA
This is a messenger RNA of Vicia villosa (hairy vetch), 2370 nucleotides long. RefSeq lists its product as uncharacterized. Bases 1 to 2370 code for a protein of 789 amino acids. The transcript has 4 exons. NCBI's taxonomy places the organism in Eukaryota, Viridiplantae, Streptophyta, Magnoliopsida, Fabales, Fabaceae. Gene Ontology annotation, molecular function: DNA helicase activity. Gene Ontology annotation, biological process: DNA repair; telomere maintenance. The record is from RefSeq and is a predicted model, not a curated record.